UAGCUUCCUUGCUGCACCUGCACAUUUGCGUCCGACGAAAUGUAACCGCAUUAAUGCUUAUGAAAAGAAGGCGAGCGCUACAUCUGUUGGUAUAAGCGUCGACGCAGGCAACACCCAGCGACCGGAUGGGUAUAUACUUCGGCAAGGGACGGACACCGAUCUGGAGGCCAUAUGGAAAUUUGUGCUGUCCGAGAAGAUCAACCCGCUAGGUCUUGACCCCCGCCGCUUCACCGUCGCCAUUGCACCCAGCCAACCGCCAAUCACCACCCCCGGCACCCCCUUCCGUACGGCGGCUGACGAGGAGGUGGCGGGUGUCGUACAGACGGUGCCGCUGAGCGGUUCCCCGGGGGGUGGGCUGCUGCUGCCUUCACCGCCGCCGGCGGGAGGGGAUCCGGGCGCGAGUAUCCAGGAGCCUCCCCUGCUGGUGGAGCUGCGGACACUGGUGGUGGCACCUGGACACCGCCGCCGCGGCCUGGGCUCCCUGCUGGUCACGCAGCGGCUGUGUGCGCUGCCCCCCGGCAGCACCGUCUGGCUCACCACGCUGGGCUCCAGGGAGCGCUUCUACGCCCGCCUGGGCUUCAGCAGGAGGACGCUGGGGGAGGCGCCCAGGUCCCUGCUCCCCGAGGUGGCUGCCGGGCUGCUGGCGGCUCGCCUGCUGGCCGGGCAGCAGCUGAUCGUCAUGAGCGCCACCACCGCCACCGCAGCGGACCAGGCGGGGGGCAGCAGCAGCAGCUGCAGCAGCAGCGGCUGAUGAUGGUGGUGUUGCCAGAAGCAAGGGGGAGGGCAGCGGCAGCAGGCGGCAUCAGGGGAGGCGGCAUGGAGUGCAGUUGCAAGUCUUUGCAACUUUAGACAUUAUGCUCACAUGUGCGACUGUCUGGUUUCGGAGACUUCGCAACCAUAAGCUUAUGUACUCGGCGCCAGUCCAACAGUCCAAAGUAUUUAAAAGAGUAUUUAAACAUUGUGUAUGUUUCAAUACAGUGGCCAGUUCAGCAGCAGCGGUACCGCUACACCGGGGUAGGCGUUGAAGCCGGAGGGGCUCCAUGAAGGUGCUGUGAGCUGUAAUGCGGGGUGAGCCGUGUGAGCAGUCUUGGGCGGAGCAUAAGGCGAGGCGAAGAGUGGUGAGCACUUCAUGCAACGGAGGGAGGAACGGGCGAAGAUAGAUCUUUUGACCCGUCGGUCAAAAGGGAAAGAGGCUGGUCAUGGCUGUUGCCAGCGAAUUGCCAGCGCGGCAUUUGGCUGCCUUUGGCCCAAC
This is a messenger RNA of Astrephomene gubernaculifera, 1252 nucleotides long. NCBI's taxonomy places the organism in Eukaryota, Viridiplantae, Chlorophyta, Chlorophyceae, Chlamydomonadales, Astrephomenaceae. The record is from the annotation of a GenBank genome assembly.